This is a messenger RNA of Phyllostomus discolor (pale spear-nosed bat), 1094 nucleotides long. It is a transcript of the gene CIMAP1B, whose product is annotated as outer dense fiber of sperm tails 3B. Gene Ontology annotation, cellular component: cytoskeleton. Lineage: Eukaryota; Metazoa; Chordata; Mammalia; Chiroptera; Phyllostomidae. The record is from RefSeq and is a predicted model, not a curated record. The transcript is spliced from 5 exons. Bases 412 to 1041 code for a protein of 209 amino acids.
GCAUUGGCUUCAGGGGGGCACCCCCUCCCGGCACCAGGCUUCCAAUGCCUCCCCCCCCCCCCCGCAGUGCCUUCACCCGGCGCCCUCAAAAUGUCCCGCGCCCCCGGAACCCUGGGGGAACUCCCUUCCCCUGGAGUUUAGUCCAGGCGUGGCGCGGGCCCACACCCCCUUGCCGGACUCACUGGGUUUGGGGGAAGGGGAUGGGAGGUGGCCCUGGAGCCCGGGCCCUGCCCCGAGCCCCCCACCCCGCGAGCCGGGAAAGCUCGCGUCUGUUUUCCCGGCUCCUGGGAUACGGUGGAGCCCCGCCCCCGGACUGGGACCGCGGCGUGCGUCCCCUGCGGGUCUGGGGAGAGGGGCCGGGCCGCCACCUUCUGUCCACAGGUGCUGCAGGCCGUGAGCACGGGACGCGCCAUGGGUUCAGACGUCUGGGUCGGUCCUUGGCGGCCGCACCGGCCCCGCGGCCCCAUCGCGGCGCUGCACAGCGGCCCGGGGCCCAAAUACAAGCUGCCCUCCAACACGGGCUACACUCUGCACGAUCCGUCGCGGACCCGCGCCCCGGCCUUCACCUUCGGCCUCCGCCUCCCGGCGCAGCAGACCUCGUUAGGACCCGGGCCCAGCCACCUGGUGCCGCCGCGCAUGACCAUGCGCGGCCGCGACUGCACCCCCGCCUACUCCAUCCAUGGCCGCCCACGCCAGGCCGCGCCCAGCCUCACCCCCGGACCGGGCAGGUACUUCCCGGAGCGAGCGGGGAACGCGACAUACCCCAGUGCGCCUCGGCACACCAUCGCCUCCAGAACCUGGGGCGCCCACACGGAGCAGCACACGCCAGGUCCGGGGACCUACACUGUGCCCUCGCUCCUGGGCCCGCGCGUCAUCGGUAAAGUCUCGGCCCCAACUUACUCCAUCUACGGCCGCAGCGCGGUGGGCAGUGUCUUCGAGGACCUCAGCAAGCAGCGGAAGCCUGGAGGCUGGAGCUUCGGGAUCCGGCACUCGGACUAUCUGGCCCCGACCGUGGCCAACGUGCCCAACCGGGAUGACUGAUGGGCCGACGGGCGCGGCGCCACCAACAUCUGCUCAAAGCUUCCGGAGCCAGA